Messenger RNA from Xyrauchen texanus (razorback sucker), 6860 nucleotides. Its product is annotated as chloride channel protein 2-like. Gene Ontology annotation, biological process: transmembrane transport; chloride transport. The record is from RefSeq and is a predicted model, not a curated record. Lineage: Eukaryota; Metazoa; Chordata; Actinopteri; Cypriniformes; Catostomidae. Gene Ontology annotation, molecular function: voltage-gated chloride channel activity. Gene Ontology annotation, cellular component: membrane. The transcript is spliced from 24 exons. The coding region runs from base 15 to 2888 and encodes 957 amino acids.
UGGCGAGAAAAAAUAUGUAUGGACGCUAUACACAGGAGCUGGGCACCUAUGCCAAAGAAGAGGCAGCUCGCCUGCGUGAAGAUGGAGCGCUGCGGAGGACCACCAGUGUGCGCGGCCAGGCCCCAGAACUGAUAGAGUAUGAGAAGAACCCAUGUGCCAAGUGUCUAGUCUGUACUUCACGGUGUAAGAAGUUCCUGAUUUCCCGUGUGGGUGAAGACUGGAUCUUCCUCAUCCUUCUGGGGCUUCUCAUGGCAUUGGUCAGCUGGGCCAUGGACUACACUAUUGCCUUCUGCCAGCAAGCACAGAAGUGGAUGUAUGGUGGCCUGCAUAAUAAUAUGCUUCUCCAGUACCUGGCCUGGGUCACUUACCCUGUGGUUCUCAUCACCUUCUCUGCUGGAUUCACCCAAAUAGUCGCACCACAGGCAGUGGGCUCUGGGAUCCCCGAGAUGAAGACCAUCCUCCGAGGUGUGGUGCUGAAAGAGUACCUCACUUUCAAAACCUUUGUCGCCAAAGUGAUCGGCUUAACUUGCGCCCUUGGAAGUGGCAUGCCUCUGGGCAAAGAGGGGCCAUUUGUUCAUGUUGCCAGUCUGUGUGCUGCCCUGUUGAGCAAAUUCAUGGCUUUGUUUGGAGGAAUCUUCAUGAAUGAACUGAGAAACACAGAGAUGCUGUCAGCCGCCUGUGCAGUGGGGGUGGGCUGUUGCUUUGCCGCCCCAAUUGGAGGAGUGCUGUUUAGUAUUGAGGUCACAUCAACGUUCUUUGCUGUGAGGAACUACUGGAGAGGAUUCUUCGCUGCAACCUUCAGUGCCUUUAUCUUCAGGGUGCUGGCAGUGUGGAAUAAGGAUGAGGAGACGAUCACGGCUCUCUUUAAAACUCGCUUUCGUUUGGACUUUCCCUUUGACCUACAAGAGCUUCCAGCUUUUGUUGUGCUCGGGAUUGCCAGUGGUUUUGGAGGAGCUUUGUAUGUCUAUCUGAACAGACUGAUAGUGGAGUCUAUGAGAAAACAGAAAACCAUUAACAAGUUUUUGCUAAAAAAAAGACUAGUUUAUCCUGCAGUGGUCACCCUUCUCGUGUCCUCACUCACAUUUCCUCCAGGGUUUGGACAGUUCAUGGCAGGCCAGCUGACUCAACAUGAGUCACUAGUUGCACUCUUUGACAACCAGACCUGGUACAAGCAAGGUGUUGCUGAGGAGUUUGAGUACGCGAGUCAUGUACCCGAAGCCUGGAAGCACCCGCAAGUCAGUGUCUUCAUCACACUCUUGCUCUUCAUCGUCAUGAAGUUCUGGAUGUCAGCUGUGGCCACGACGAUGCCUGUGCCUUGCGGGGCCUUCAUGCCGGUUUUCCUCAUUGGUGCUGCAUUCGGUCGACUGGUUGGCGAGAGUAUGGCUGCCAUCUUUCCCGAAGGAAUACACGCUGACAACACUGUAUAUCCCAUAGUUCCCGGUGGUUACGCAGUUGUAGGGGCGGCGGCUCUCUCUGGUGCAGUCACUCACACCGUGUCCACGGCCGUCAUUGUGUUUGAGCUGACCGGUCAAAUCUCACACAUCCUGCCUGUGAUGAUCGCUGUGAUAUUGGCCAAUGCCGUGGCUCAGAGUCUGCAGCCUUCUCUGUAUGAUUCCAUCAUCAGGAUCCAGAAACUUCCCUAUCUGCCAGAGCUGGGCUGGGGACAGGAGAAAUAUAAUAUCCGGGUGGAGGACAUAAUGGUGAGAGACGUGCGAUAUAUCACUCUCUCCUCUUCUUACCGGGACCUGCAGGAAGCUCUCGUAACAGGCCAGCUUAAAACCCUUGCAUUGGUGGAGUCCAAAGAGUCAAUGAUCCUGCUGGGUUCUAUAGAGCGUUCUCAGCUGCAGUCCUUGCUCUCGCAGCAACUCAGCCGAGCCCGCAGGCUGGAGUACUUAAGAGAGCAUGCCCAGGACAACGGCACCCACGUGCCCAUAUUCUCCCAGGACUCUUCCCCCAAGACUGCCCAUGGCGUGCGCUUCCUGAUCUCCACCGAAGAGUCCUCCUACAGCCCCACUCUGACUAACUCUCAGAUCCCCCUGAAGUCUGCCCUGAAGACGGUGUCUGCAAUCAGCAACACAGACUCAAUGAAUAACUCUCCAAAUGUCUCCUCCGGGGAACCUGUAAAGGAGGUAGUUGAGAUUAAUGCUGGCCCCAUGGCUCCAAAGAGGAGCAGGAGGCCCAAGCGUGUGAAGAUAACCAUGGCGGACACUCCUGAUGUAGAAGAUGACAUGUCAACAGCAGAGAUAGCAGAGUGGGAGGAGCAACAGUUUGAUGAGGCUGUCAAUUUCAACAACUGUAAAAUAGACCCCGCCCCCUUUCAGCUGGUGGAGCGGACAUCUUUGCAUAAGACACACACUAUUUUCUCACUACUUGGCCUGGACCAUGCUUAUGUCACCAGCACUGGACGUCUAGUUGGAGUAGUCUCUUUAAAGGAGCUGCGUAAGGCAAUUGAGGGCUCUGUAACAGUAACUGGAGUGAAAGUUCGUCCCCCGCUGGCCAGCUUCCGUGACAGUGGCAACAGCAGCAGUGUUUCAGAGGUUACUGAACUUCACAAGCUCUGGAGUCGUCACAAGACCAUAUCGUUGCCACUGGAACCCAACCUCCCAGACUUGGAAGACCAAGUGGAGCAGCCGUCCGAGGGCAGCCUCGUGAAUGAGACCGAGUGCACAGAGCUGUCCAGUCAGUACAGCCCGUUACACACAGACGACCAAUCAGAAAUCUCCAACGCCGAUGCCACGCCCCAAGAGGAGCACCUAUCACAGCUGCCCUGUAACUGUAGUCACCCUCUUGAGGAUGGCUUGGAGGAAGUCAAUGAGCAUUGCCCGACCCAGAAUGAGGAACCCUUGAGUAAGGGUAGCCCCUUGCAUUUAAAGGGGAAACCAGAAUGACAGCUGGCUGUGAUUGGCAAUGCACACUCCAUUUACACCAUAAACAGGAUUGUGAAGUCAGGGUGAGGAGAACUUGGAGGCAAAUCUUGAAGCUGUGAAGCACACUGUCUGCUCUGUACUAAUCAAACCCCCAGUAGCUGGUCCUGCCCUCCAAACAUGCCAUGUGUGUGGGUAUUUUUAUUUGUAUGUGUGGGAUGUUCAUAGAUACAUGCUGCAGGGUGAGUGCUCUGUGACUAAAUGUGGUAGGAUACAUUUAACGUCAACGUAAUUUGCCGUUCACAACCUAAUUUACUUCGGUAAUGAGAACAAAUGUAGGACGGGGCUUGAAUUUAUCCACUGAGAAUUCAUUGGAUUGUGAAAAGUGGGUGUUACAUGCUACCAGAAUGGAGCCAGACCAAAAAUGAGUUAUAUAUGUGAAGAGCUAUUUAGCUAUUGGUUAACAUUGCCCAAUAGCCUGCACGCCCUAAGAGAUGUCAGCGGAAAAGGAAAUUAAUUUAAGUGAAAGAGCAAGUUAUUUAAUUUUGAUGAAAGAAUACAAAGUAAGGCUUUAAAGCGUUAAUUCAGUGCGCUUUAUUGCAUCAAAAUUCACGUGUUACUAUUUUUUAUGUAAGUAACCAUGUAGGCCAGGCCAGUGAUAGGCUUAUGUUCAGUGAUAUUAAAAUAAAAUUAAUAAUAUAUUGACUUCUAAAGCCACUUUUUGUAUUGUCUAAUCAAUGCGUUAGAUGUUUUGAUUAUUAUAUAUUGAAUUAUCUUUAUUUAGAGGCCUUUUUCAGCAAAAAAAAAUAUUUAUUUGAUUAAAUGUGAUUAAUUGUAUUAGUUAAUCGACAUUGCAUGUAAUUAAUCAGAUUACCAUUUUUAAUCGAUUGGCAGCCCUAAAAUGAAGACAAACGAAUUUUAUCUUUGGAAUAACGUCAACUGAUGAAUCAUUCACAAUAAGACCAGGAACUUGCAUUGAGCUGAAUGUGCAUUUAAUGAUUUUUAUGUUGAUUUUAAUGUAAAGUUUAAAGUUAUGUCAGACUAUGGUGGGCUCAUGAGUUUGUGGAUGUGUUUUUUUAUGUAUAUUCAUCUUAAAUUUGUGUGUUGGUUGAUGUGUGGUUUCAUAGCGCACUCCUGUAUGUGUUUUGUCUUUGUGCAAGUGAGAGAGUGUGCGAAGAAAGGCAGAGUGUGUGUGAGUGUGACUCAGCUGCACCUAGCCAACGCACCCAUCUGGUGCCGACACUUUAAAUCCAAAUAGAAUUGUCUCUGAGAGCAAAACUACAAUUUCGCUCUAAAAAUAGCCCUUAAUAACCCACACUGCAAGGAAACAUGGGGGUGGGGGAAGUAAGGGAAUGGGUGGGUUUAAAAGGAUACAGAGGACAUGGAGAACAAGAAAAUAAUGCAAAACCAGGGAAAGAUAGAAAGGGUACAGAAAAGAGUGAUGAGGAAGAUUAGAUACAAAAUGAAUGGUGAUUAAUAGUCUUACAGAGGAGCUUCCAACCAGGGCAGUUUUGAAGCACAUUGUAAUUACCAUUCAAAUAAAACACAGCAAUACACAAACCUUUUCCAUACUGAUAAGACCUGGGGGGGAAAGACUUGGUUUAGGUGGUGAUACCUGUAAUAAUGAUUAAUGAUAGCCCACAACAUGUUAAGCAUGCACAGAUAUGUGUCAAGAAGACCAGCAUAAUGCAUAGCUGCCUGGUCAUUUUAAAAUGUACAAAAGCAUCUCCCCUCAAAACACUAAAUAUCCUGAGACACUCCAAAUGGAGAAAUGGAGGCUCUUAAAUUCUUAAUUAUAUGCAUGCACCCCAAUGCAAUCAUUUGCAUGCACGUGUACAAACAAUACUCGUCAUGAAGACGUAUAUGUUACUUCAUCAGGUUUCAUUAUUUGGCCUCUGGAAAUUUUUACAUAAUUUAUGAGGCUAAAUGAUUUUGGAAAGAAAAAUCCAGAGCUUAGUACUUUUUGCAUGUGCUCAUUUGUUUUAAGGAAUAGUUUACCCAGAAUGAGAUUUCUGUCAUUACUUACUCACCCUCAUGUCGUUCCAGACCCAUAUAACGUAUUUUCUUUUGCCAGAUAUAAUAUUAAACAUUAAUGCAAAAAUAAAUAUUUUAAAAGAUGUUCCAUUUGCUGAUUUCCAGACAAUAGCAGUUGAUAGCAACUCACUUUAAACAGGGCCAGAUUAAGACUCCUGAGUGCCCGUGGGCAUGAAUUUAUGUAGUGCCGGACCCCUGGAUAAUAGUUUACACUUGAUUAAUGAUACUGAAAAACUUAAAUAACCCUUCAAUAAAAAACUGACCGUAGACAAUUUUACAUAUGCCAUCACGUGGUGCCACCAUGGAUGUGGCGCCCUUGGGCAAGUGCCCAAUUGCCCAUAGGGUUAAUCUGGCCCUGACUUUAAAUCUUAAAAAAAGCACCCAAAAGUGUCAUAAAAGUAGUCCACAUGACUUGUGCAUUAUAUUCCAAGUCUUGUGAAGACAUACUAUCACUUUGUAUGAUAAACAGACCGAAAUUUAAGUCAUUAUUCACUCUCAAAUCAAAUGAUUGAUCAACAUCUGUAAACAGACAACAAAUAAAAUAUAGUGACAUAUCAAUAACAACAAACCUCACUGGAUCUUGCACGUCUUGUGAUGAAAUGCUAUGACAUCAUGUCACUAUUAACUGCUAUUGUUUAAAAAUCAGUGAUCAUGACAUUGUUUCAAAAAUCUACUUUUGUGUUUCACAGAAGUGAGAUAGCCAUAUAGGUUUGGAUCGAAAUGAGCAUGAAUAAAUAAUUACAUAAUGUUUGUUUGGGGGGGUGAACUAUCCCUUUAAGACAACUAUCAUGCCAGUUCAAACACCAAAUCACAAGGAUUUUGGGAUGGUAUCUGCAGUUUAGAUUGAGUAAAUACAAAAUCCUUCUAACCGGGCAGUUUGUGGUCCACUGUGCAGUUCUCAUCCAGCAAUGUUCAAAUUUGAAUAUAUCAUCAAAUUGUUGAAAUGUAACUUAUUACAAUGAUGGAUAUUUUGUGUACGUGCAAUCUAGUUGCAUUUGAAUUAUUUUACAUAUGGAAAGCUUUUUUAAUUUGAUUUUGAUAGCUUUGUCAACUGUGCAAUAAUGCUUUUCUCAGAAUUAAUGCUUGCCAAAUAGGAUUAUUUUACUGAACACUGGCUCUAUUUCUACAGUGCAUAGUAUUGAAAUGAUUUGUUAAAUAUUUGCAAUAAUGCACAAAACGAAUGAGUUUAUACUGAAACAAACAGACAAGUGGGAGUAAGAGUCUGAGCCAUUAUAUUUUUAAAAUGCCUUUUAAAAGUUCACAACCUUUAAUGUGUUUACUGACCUCAGCAGUGGAGUAUUAACAGUAUUUUCUGUUUGCAUCAAUAAUGUGCUUGAACAAGGAUAAGCAGAAUGGUAAAUAACAGCACAACUACCCCAGUCACAGCAAAAGCAGAGCUAAAUGGAGAAGGUUACGUCUGUUUGUUUGUUUGUUUGUUUGUUUUUGUGCACUGCAGAAAUGAGGAGCUAAGGGUUUGAUUUAAACGGAUUAAGGCAAGUGGACUAAACCCAGAACCAUGACACUGAUUCCUGAUGCAGUCUUUUCUCAUUCUCACAGAAAUGAAAUUUUGUAAGUGCAAAAUGUUUUUCGCUUUUCAUUUCGGCUGCACUUAUCGGCCGUUUUAUUAACGUUUGUUAUAACGCAUAUAAUUCAUAUAAUUGCUGACAGGAAUAACUUUAGCUAAUGAUCUUUAGAUGUGUUGUGUCAUGUUUUGUCUCCGUUUGGCGCUUGUGCAGUUUAAAUCAAGCCCAUGGUGUGUAGAUUGUCUGCCGAUAUGCCGCACAUUUAAUGUAGAGUUAAGCAAUAAGUCUGCUUCCAUCCCCUAAAAUGUUUUUUAUAAAUAAUUUGCUUGUACAGAAUACAGGGUAAAACGGUAUGUAUGAACUCUAUUCACAUUCCCAUGUACAUAUAGAGAUAAACAUUUUGAAUCAGCUGUUACCUUUAUUUUCAGAAACAUUACAU